AAACGGCGCAGCCGUGACGUCACUUCCUGUCGCCGGCGCGCACGUGGGAGGAAGUGCUAGUGCCCGCGGUUGCCGCUGCUGCUUGUGUCUCUGGUUACGUUCGUCCGCGGGUCGGGCGGCCGCCUCCGAGCUGGGCAGCUGCUAUGGGAGUCCCGGCUUUCUUUCGCUGGCUCAGCCGCAAGUACCCGUCCAUCAUUGUCAACUGCGUGGAAGAAAAGCCAAAAGAAUGCAAUGGUGUCAAGAUUCCUGUUGAUGCCAGUAAACCAAAUCCAAAUGAUGUGGAGUUUGAUAAUCUCUAUUUGGAUAUGAAUGGAAUCAUCCAUCCCUGUACUCAUCCUGAAGACAAGCCAGCCCCGAAAAAUGAGGAUGAAAUGAUGGUUGCAAUUUUUGAGUACAUUGACAGGCUUUUCAAUAUUGUGAGACCAAGACGACUUCUUUAUAUGGCAAUAGAUGGAGUGGCACCGCGUGCUAAAAUGAACCAGCAGCGUUCCAGGAGGUUCAGAGCAUCAAAAGAAGGAAUGGAAGCAGCAGUGGAGAAGCAGCGAGUCAGGGAAGAAAUACUGUCAAAAGGUGGCUUCCUUCCUCCAGAAGAAAUAAAAGAAAGAUUUGACAGCAACUGUAUUACACCAGGAACUGAGUUCAUGGACAAUCUUGCUAAAUGCCUUCGCUAUUACAUAGCUGAUCGUUUAAAUAAUGACCCUGGGUGGAAAAACUUGACAGUUAUUUUAUCUGAUGCUAGUGCUCCUGGUGAAGGAGAACACAAAAUCAUGGAUUAUAUUAGACGACAAAGAGCCCAGCCUAACCAUGACCCAAACACUCAUCAUUGCUUAUGUGGAGCAGAUGCUGAUCUCAUUAUGCUCGGCCUUGCUACACACGAACCCAACUUUACCAUCAUUAGAGAAGAAUUCAAACCAAACAAACCCAAACCAUGUGGUCUUUGUAAUCAGUUUGGACAUGAGAUCAAGGACUGUGAAGGUUUGCCAAGAGAAAAGAAGGGAAAGCAUGAUGAACUUGCAGAUAGUCUUCCUUGUGCAGAAGGAGAAUUUAUCUUCCUUCGUCUUAAUGUUCUUCGUGAGUAUUUGGAAAGAGAGCUCACCAUGGCCAGCCUACCAUUCACAUUUGAUGUCGAGAGGAGCAUUGAUGACUGGGUCUUCAUGUGCUUCUUUGUGGGAAAUGACUUCCUUCCUCACCUGCCAUCAUUAGAAAUUAGGGAAGGUGCAAUUGACCGUUUGGUUAACAUAUACAAAAAUGUGGUACACAAAACUGGGGGUUACCUUACAGAAAGUGGUUAUGUCAAUCUGCAAAGAGUACAGAUGAUCAUGUUAGCAGUUGGUGAAGUUGAGGAUAGCAUUUUUAAAAAGAGAAAAGAUGAUGAGGACAGUUUUAGAAGACGACAGAAAGAAAAAAGAAAGAGAAUGAAGAGAGAUCAACCAGCUUUCUCUCCUGGUGGAAUAUUAACCCCACAUGCCUUGGGUUCAAGAAAUUCACCAGGUUCUCAAGUAGCCAGUAAUCCAAGACAAGCAGCCUAUGAAAUGAGGAUGCAGAAUAACUCUAGUCCUUCAGUGUCUCCUAAUACAAGUUUCACUUCUGAUGGCUCCCCAUCUCCGAUAGGAGGAAUUAAGCGAAAAGCAGAAGACAGUGACAGUGAACCUGAGCCAGAGGAUAAUGUCAGGCUAUGGGAAGCUGGUUGGAAACAGCGGUACUACAAGAACAAAUUUGAUGUUGAUGCAGCUGAUGAGAAAUUCCGUCGUAAAGUUGUACAGUCUUACGUUGAGGGGCUCUGCUGGGUUCUUCGAUAUUAUUACCAGGGCUGUGCUUCCUGGAAAUGGUAUUAUCCAUUCCAUUAUGCACCAUUUGCUUCAGACUUUGAAGGAAUUGCAGACAUGCCAUCUGAUUUUGAGAAGGGCACUAAACCGUUUAAACCACUGGAACAACUUAUGGGAGUUUUUCCAGCUGCAAGUGGUAACUUUCUACCUCCAUCAUGGCGGAAGCUCAUGAGUGAUCCCGAUUCUAGUAUAAUUGACUUCUACCCUGAAGAUUUUGCUAUUGAUUUGAAUGGGAAGAAAUAUGCAUGGCAAGGUGUUGCUCUGUUGCCUUUUGUGGAUGAGCGAAGGCUGCGAGCUGCUCUAGAAGAGGUGUACCCAGACCUCACUCCAGAAGAGACUAAAAGAAACAGUCUUGGAGGCGAUGUCUUAUUUGUGGGGAAACAUCACCCACUUCACGACUUCAUUUUGGAGCUCUAUCAGACAGGUUCCACAGAGCCAGUGGAUGUACCUCCUGAACUAUGUCAUGGAAUGCAAGGAAAAUUUUCUUUGGAUGAAGAAGCCGUUCUUCCAGAUCAAAUAGUAUGUUCUCCUGUCCCCAUGUUACGAGAUCUGGCACAGAACACUGCAAUCAGUAUUAAUUUUAAAGACCCACAGUUUGCUGAAGACUACAUUUUUAAAGCUGUAAUGCUUCCAGGAGCAAGAAAACCAGCACCAGUACUGAAACCAAGUGACUGGGAAAAGUCCAGCAAUGGACGGCAGUGGAAGCCCCAGCUUGGCUUCAGUCGGGACCGGCGGCCUGUCCAUCUAGAUCAGGCUGCAUUCAGGACUUUGGGCCAUGUUAUGCCAAGGGGCUCAGGGGCUGGCGUUUACGGCAAUGCUGCACCACCACCUGCGACCUAUCAGGGAAACUUAUACAGGCCACUGUUGAGAGGACAAGCCCAGAUCCCAAAACUCAUGUCAAAUAUGAGGCCCCAGGAUUCCUGGCGGGGUCCUCCUCCCCUUUUCCAGCAGCAAAGAUUUGACAGAGGCGUUGGGGCUGAACCUCUGCUGCCAUGGAACCGGAUGCUCCAAACCCAAAAUGCAGCCUUCCAGCCAAACCAGUACCAGAUGCUAGCUGGACCCGGCGGGUAUCCACCCAGACGUGAUGAUCGUGGAGGGAGACAGGGAUAUCCCAGAGAAGGAAGGAAAUACCCUUUGCCACCACCCUCAGGAAGAUACAGUUGGAAUUAGGCUUUUGUAAAGCUUUCCCAAAUCCUUUCAUCGUUCUACAAUUUUAUGCUAUUUGUGGAAAGAUUUCUUUCUCAAGUAGUAGUUUUUAAUAAAACUACAGUACUUUGUGUAUUUCUUUUAACUGUGUAUAUUUCUACUGAUCUGAUCUCACUGUUUAUGUUGCUUUCCAAAGAUGUGUGUUGCAUAAUACAGUGGAUCUGAAUUUAUUAUUGCUUGUAAAACACAUUUGAUGGAAUAGGAAUACUGGUUUUUCAUUAUGGUUAAAAAUCAAACCAGCUGUGGAUUUUAAAACACAGUGUAUUCUAGAUCAUCUGAGAUCCAUGCUGAUUUUUAAUGCACAAGAAUUAGGUAUGAACUCUUGAGUUGGAAUCCUCAGCCAACUAGAGUAUAUAUUGUUCAGUAUUUCUUUGGAAACAUUUCAUUAAUGUACUUGUCUUAUGAAAAUUUCUGAACUUUAGUAAAAAAAAAAAAA
This is a messenger RNA of Lynx canadensis (Canada lynx), 3468 nucleotides long. RefSeq names its product 5'-3' exoribonuclease 2 (gene XRN2). Gene Ontology annotation, cellular component: nucleus. The coding region runs from base 144 to 2996 and encodes 950 amino acids. NCBI's taxonomy places the organism in Eukaryota, Metazoa, Chordata, Mammalia, Carnivora, Felidae. Gene Ontology annotation, biological process: nuclear-transcribed mRNA catabolic process. The transcript is spliced from 30 exons. The record is from RefSeq and is a predicted model, not a curated record. Gene Ontology annotation, molecular function: RNA binding; 5'-3' RNA exonuclease activity.